AUUAAAAAGAAUAGGAAGAGAACAUGGAAUGACCCGGAUGGACCUUGGGAAUUCCCAGUGGUUGGUAGUCUGCCAUACUUGACGGAUAAGCCUCAUAUUGCUUUGACCACAAUGUCCAAACGUUAUGGCCGAGUGUUUAGAUGUUAUCUUGGUAGUUAUUAUUCUAUAAUACUUAGUGAUCCAAAGAUAAUACGAGAGGUAUGGCAUAAACAUUUUGAAUGCUUCUCUGAUCGACCGGAGUUGCCAGCAUUCAAAUAUUUCAGUGGCAACUAUCUCAAUCUAUCUGUAUCAAGGUAUCAAAGAUGGAAGCCCAACAGACACCUUGUUGGAUCCGCCUUCACAAGGACAAAGUUAAAGACAUUAUAUAAUGUGAUUGAUCAACAAUGUAGUAAUUUGAUCAAUUUGAUGACCCAAUAUAGCGAGUCGGGUCAAUCAUUCAAACCAUCCGAUCACAUCAUGAAGUUUACUUUGAAUACUACAAUGAUGGUAGUAUGUAGUGAACAAAUGUCUUAUGUUGACUGUGACUCUACAUCAUCUGGAAGAUUAUCAAGUAUAAUUGGACCAAUUCAAGAUAUAUUUGAUCACUGUAUGGGUAGUCCAGGUGACUUUAUCAAAAUCAUAUCACCAUUCUACUACCUCUACCUCAAGUAUGGCCCCUCUAAGAACCUCUACCUUAUCUACAACUUUAUCAAACAAGUUUACCAAGAGCAUCUUAAAGAUCUU
Acytostelium subglobosum LB1 is the source of this 723-nucleotide messenger RNA. RefSeq lists its product as hypothetical. The annotation marks the transcript as partial. The record is from RefSeq and is a predicted model, not a curated record. Gene Ontology annotation, molecular function: monooxygenase activity; heme binding; iron ion binding. The transcript has a single exon. NCBI's taxonomy places the organism in Eukaryota, Evosea, Eumycetozoa, Acytosteliales, Acytosteliaceae.